AUGACCAGCUUCCGCUCCCCAGGCCUGCUGCUGGGUCUCGUCAUCUUUGCCACCCUCGCCACCCCAGUUGCUGCUUUCGGUGCUGGAAACAUUGCCUCCAUCUCCAAGGUCGAAGGACAAAAUUGGCGCCACGGCGACAUCGAAGAUGCUCUGCUUUCUAUUGCCAUGGCGCAAGCCUUCAACGGCAAAAAGUUCAGCAAGCUCAUGGUCUCUCGCGUCUACUUCGGUAACUGGCUUCGCGACUACUCCCAGGCCAUCGAUGUCGGCACUGUCAAGGCUGUUUCCGCCGAGGCCAUCCGUCUGCUCCUCUGCGUUCUCGGUUUCAUGACCUUCGGGUACGGCUCCGGCGAAUUCGAAGUCACCGCCGAUCGCGUUGGCUGCUACCGUCCCGAAGACCACAUUGACAACCCCAAGGAUUAUGCCGACAAUGUCGACGCCCGUGAGUACUACGACCGCCUUCGAGGUCCCAUCGAUGUCAAUGCCGAACUCUCUAUCGAUCAACGCAACGGCAUGAAGAAAUACAUCGCUUCCGAGUCUGAUAACAUCAUGACCUCGGCCAAGCAUGUGCGCACUCUCUUCACCCGUUGCAUCGAGCUUGGCCGUCGCUACAAAAACAACAGCGACAAGGCCGAUCGCAACGAGUCCCUGCGCCUCAUGGGCACUGGCCUUCACUGCUUGGAAGACUUCUUUGCACACAGCAACUACACUGAGCUUGCCCUUGUUGAGAUGGGCGAGCGGGACAUCUUCCCCCACUGUGGAACUAACACCAAGAUCCAGCUUGAGGGCGCGCAGGACUCUGUAUACCCUAUCGUGACUGGCACUUUUGGUGGCGUUGACUUUCUGCACUCCGUUACUGGCGAAGUGUCCGACAAGUUGACACAAAACGAGAUUGAAGAGCUCGAGGGCACCCUGGAGCAGAGUAAGAAGGCUGAUACCAGUUUCCUUCGCGAACUCCUUGACAAGAUUCCCGAUGGCAUCCUCGGUGGUGGGCACGAGAAGCAGAAAAUCGACGAAAUUCAGGAAAAUGCCAGUGCCGCCCAGAUGCAAAACACUUCCGUCUCCCCAAGAGACCCAGAGGAAUUCACCCUGUACGUCAAAAACAUUUUUGAGCAAAUUAUGCCUGCCAUCAAGUUUCACGAUGAUAUCAUGAAGACCAUUGGUAAUGCCAUCGACAGCAUCCCCGUCCUCCCCAAAAUUAUCGAGCAGCUUGAAGAGCAGCUCACCCAGUUUGUCUUUUCCAUCAUAGCUCCCUUCGUUAUUCCUUUGAUUAGACAGAUUCGCAACGAGCUCAAGACCGGCUCCGAAGAGAUUAUUCAGAGCAGUGAGAACCAGCAGCAUCUUGUUUUCAACGAUGACAACAGCAGCGAUCCUACCCACUCCAUGCUUUCCAAGGAUCAUUUUUCCAAUAUCUUGAACGAGGUUGCUGGCCGGGGUGCCGCCAAGACUGUCUCUUGGGCUGUUCCGCAGUUGAUGGAGGCAAUUGACGAUGAAAGCAUUGAUGUUAAUCGUCUUUGCGACCGCCUCAUUUAUGGCGUCCUUCACCACCCAGCCCAGAGAAGUAUGGGUAGUGAUGGAGUUAGUGAGGCACGCCAGAUGAUCUUCCAGGUCGUUGAGGAAUGGUGGGGUCAAAUGGGCGAUGAUCAACGCAGUGACUACCGUCAGAAGCUUUCUCGUGAAGGUGUCCAGAAGGGAGACAACCACAAAGAAGGCGUUCACGAUACUGGUCACGGUCACGGCUGUGUUGGAAAGCUUGAAAUGCGUAAGCUCUACGGUGCACCAGAGACUAUGGAAACCAAGAUUGCGAGUGCUGCGGCCACUGCUAUCUUCUCGGGCGCCAGUGGUAUGGUUUCCAACAUUGUGCAGCAGCAAACUGGCAUACAACUGCCGGGCAGGCAGGAGGGGGAGGAAAGCGGAGGCUUGAAGGAAUUUUUCAAAUCCAUCUUCAACAAGGAUGAGGAGGAGGGCAGUGCUGGCCGAACAGAAAGCCGGCCGGAUCAGGGCUCGGGCAACGGUGAUGGCUAUGGUCGACAGGAGAGCAGUAGCUACGGUGGUAGCAGCGGAAACGCGGGGCAUGGUGGACGCCAGGAAGACAGCUAUGGUGGUAGAAGCGACACAGGCUACGGCAGCACGCAGGAGAGCAACUACGGCGGUGGAGGGGAAAGUUAUGGCGGCAAACAGGAGAGCAGCUAUGGUGGCCGAGAGGAGAGCCAUGGUAGACAGGAGAGCGGUUAUGGUGGCAGACAGGAGAGCCAUGGCGGGCGGCAGGAGAGCAGCUAUGGUGGCCGAGAGGAGAGCUAUGGUGGUAGACAGGAGAGCAGCUAUGGUGGUGGACAAGAGAGCAGCUAUGGUGGUGGACAAGAGAGCAGCUAUGGUGGUAGACAGGAGAGCAGCUAUGGUGGUAGGCAGGAGAGCAGCCACGGCGGUAGACAGGAGAGCAGUUACGGUGGGAGAGAGGAGAGCCACGGUGGCCGAGAGGAAAGCAGCUAUGGCCGCAGCAAUAGACAUGGAUCGGGCCGCGAUGACAACGAAGGCAGGAAUGAGAGUAGCUAUGGUGGUCGCGGCGAUGAUAGCUACGGCGGUCGCGGCGAUGAUAGUUACGGGGGCGGCAACGGGGGCGGAUCUGGUGGUCGCUUCGAAGGAAGGUCCGGCGGCCACGGCGGCGGUCGUGAUGGAGACGGCAGACAGGACGAAUACGGGCAAGACAAUGAGUAUGGACGAGAGCAGGGAGGGUCUGGCCGGCACAGACGCAACGACGAUGGGUAUGACAAUGACCGAUACUGA
Cordyceps militaris CM01 is the source of this 2781-nucleotide messenger RNA. RefSeq names its product Heterokaryon incompatibility Het-C family protein. Bases 1 to 2781 code for a protein of 926 amino acids. NCBI's taxonomy places the organism in Eukaryota, Fungi, Ascomycota, Sordariomycetes, Hypocreales, Cordycipitaceae. The record is from RefSeq and is a predicted model, not a curated record. The transcript has 6 exons.